AUGUCUCAGAUCACCGUCGCCAUCUACGUUUUCCGCAAGUCGUGGUGGUCAGACGACAGGAGAUUGCUGCAAGCAGCGAUCCUGCUCUUCGUCCUCGGGAUCCUCAAAUGCCUGGAGAAGCCAUGGGCUCUCAAGAACGCGACCGUCACCACCAUCAUGACCACCCCCGAUUCACGGCUUGAAGCAACCCUUGACAAAGACAUGGUGCGAAAGGACAUCCUUUCACUCGACAAGUACGUGCAAGAGGCAGCGAAGAGCGUCCAGGACUUGGCGGACACGCUCCUCGCCGAGGACUUCAAAGACAAACUUGGCGACGAGCCCUACCACCUCUUCGUCGACGUCGGCCACCCCUACUUCGUCCGGCUCAAGAACCUGCAGGAGACCAUGGCGCCAAGCGGGGCGAGAGAGGCGGCGCACGGCCUGGUGCGCUCGUCCCUCUCCAAGGCGUUCGACCGCCUCUACACCAAGCUUCACUAGCGGCGGAGCCUCGGCGGCCUGCUGCGCGCCGCCG
Molecule: messenger RNA, 511 nt
Organism: Panicum virgatum (switchgrass)
Lineage: Eukaryota; Viridiplantae; Streptophyta; Magnoliopsida; Poales; Poaceae
Exons: 1
Coding region: 1-477 (158 amino acids)
Source: RefSeq, a predicted model, not a curated record